AAACCAAAAGUAUCAUCUAACACACACACACACACACACUUUCUGCAAUGCAUUUCUUCAUCUAAACACAAAAGCAUUGACGAAAAGGUUUGGCGUCUAAACGACAGUUGAAUGAUCACACAAAGGAGACGGUGGGGAAAAUGGGGUCAGAGAGAAAUGAUAACAAGUUAGAGGUCACACAGGUUAGUAUAGGCGGGUUUGAUGAUCAAGUUACUGCAAAGAUGCUUUUGGACUACAUUGAAGAAACAUGUGGACAAGUGUAUAGGUGCAGGGUAAAAACGUCUUCAACACCUCCCGACACGUAUCCAGAAUUUGAUGUCAACCUUGAAAGUGUUCAAAAGGUCACCGAUUAUGAGAAAGUUGAGCCCCAUGCAUUUGUGCAUUUUGUAGAUCCUGAUUCGGUUGACACUAUUGUGGAAAAGGGAGUCACAGGUCAACUCGUAUAUAGAAACAAUAUUUUAAAGGUUAGUUCAGGCCCGGAAAAUCCUUACAGAAUGAAUCAACUUAGGAGGAAAGAAACACCUUAUAGGUUAUCAAAUGUGGGUCUUGAAGUUGGGCUGUUAACUAGCCGGGAUAAUUUCGUUGUUGGUUGGAGAGGGCCUGGUUCCGGGGUUGACUUACUUAUUGACCCAUUUGAUUGUAGCAGUAAGUUUCUUUUCACAGAAGACACUGCUUUCUCGCUAAAGGGGACCAAGGAUUACACGGUGAUAAAGUGUAAUUUCAAGGUCGAAUUUUUGUUGAGGGACAUGAAUGUUGUUAAAGAGUAUGACAAUCACUUGGUUUUGGUUCUUCAGUUGGCAUCCACUCCUUGUAUAUUCUAUAGAACGGCUGAUGAUGAUAUUGCCAUCACCCAUCCAUCUGAGAUGUUGGAUGAUGAUGAUCCAUGGAUCCGGACCACCGAUUUCACCCCUAGCGGUGCCAUUGGGAGAUGCAACACGUAUCGGGUUUCCAUCCGGAUUCGAGAUAUCCCGAAGGUGAAGAAAGCUCUAACGUUUUUCAAAGAGCAUAGUGUUGAGAUCGAGCAUUGUAAAACAAAGCUUAAAGUAGAAGAUGAGCCCUCAUUUGGGAUGCCAAUGCAAGAUCUGUUUUACUGUAUUCAUCAUGAAGAAGACAUACCCUUCAAAGUCUUGUUCUUGGUCAACUCCGUAAUACACAAAUGCAUCAUUAACCAGCACCAGUUCACAGAAAAGGUUUUUGAUCUUCUGAGAAGUCAACCCGAGGAGGUCAGCAUGGCUGCUUUGAAGCACAUUUGUUCUUACCGUCGCCCUUUGUAUGAUGGAUUUACUUGUCUCAAAAAGGUUCAACAGUGGUUGUUAAAGAAUCCAAAACUUCUUGAGAAGCAAGUAGAACAAAAGGAUGUGAUAGAAGUUAGGAGAUUAAUAAUCACACCAAGCAAAGCCUAUUGUCUACCACCAGAGGUCGAGCUAUCAAAUCGGGUCCUUCGGCAUUAUAGAGAAGUGUCAGACCGGUUUUUGCGUGUUACCUUCAUGGAUGAAGGUAUGAAGACCUUAAACAACCAUGUGCUCAAUUUCUACCCGCCGUCUAUCGUUAAAGAUUUUAUACCCCAAAAAACGACGAUGUUUAGACGGGUGAAAAACAUUUUGAGUAACGGGUUCUAUUUGUGUGGUCGAAGAUACUGCUUCUUGGCUUUCUCGGCUAAUCAGUUGCGGGACCGAUCAGCAUGGUUUUUUGCCGAAAAUGCUAAGAUUUCCUGUAAAGAUAUCAUAUCAUGGAUGGGGAAAUUUGACAAUAAAAACGUUGCUAAAUGUGCAGCUAGAAUGGGCCAAUGCUUUUCGUCUACAUAUGCAACUGUUGAGGUCCCAAGACACGAGGUUGAUCUCAAACUUCCAGACGUUGAGAGAAAUGGAUAUGUUUUCUCCGACGGGAUCGGCAAAAUAUCGCCCGAACUUGCCCUUGAAGUUGCUGAAAAGUUGCAAUUGAAAGAUAAUCAGCCAUGUGCAUACCAGAUUAGAUAUGCGGGGUGCAAGGGUGUCAUUGUUUGGUGGCCUGAUAAAAAAGGUGAUAGUAUCAAGCUCUCAUUAAGGCCAAGUAUGAACAAGUUUGAAUCUAAUCAUACGGUUCUUGAAAUAUGCUCUUGGACACGGUUGCAACCCGGGUUUUUAAACAGACAGAUUAUAACAUUACUCUCUGCUUUAAAGGUUAGGGAUGACAUUUUUUGGGAUAUGCAGAUGAUAAUGGUGUGCAGACUGAACCAAAUGUUAGAGGAUACCGCUGUGGCAUAUGAUGUAAUUACAUCUUCCUGUGCUGAAAGCGGCAACACUGCUUCUAUCAUGCUGGGUGCAGGUUUCAAGCCAGAAACUGAGCCGCACCUUCGGGGGAUGCUAAGCAGUAUACGACUCGCACAAUUAGAAGAUCUGCGUGAAAAGUCGAGAAUUUUUGUGCAUGAUGGACGGUGGUUAAUGGGAUGUUUUGAUGAAUUGGGUGUUCUGGAGCAAGGUCAGUGUUUUAUUCAAGUAUCAAACCCUUCAGUUGAGAGUUGCUUUGCUAAACAUGGGACAAGGUUUACUGAAACAAAAAGAAAUUUGACGGUGAUCAAGGGGAAUGUGGUAAUUGCAAAAAACCCGUGUCUUCAUCCUGGUGAUAUUCGGGUUUUGGAGGCUGUGGAUGUGCCAGGUCUUGAACAUCUUUUUGAUUGUUUGAUAUUUCCUCAGAAGGGACACCGCCCUCAUACAGAUGAAGCUUCAGGAAGUGAUCUUGAUGGUGACCUUUAUUUUGUUACAUGGGAUGAAAAUCUUAUACCGCCUAGCAAACAGAGCUGGCCGCCUAUGGAGUAUGCUCCUGCUGAAGCUAAAAAGUUACCCCGCAAUGUGACAGUACCGGACAUCAUAGAUUUUUUCACGAAGAACAUGGUUAAUGACAGUCUUGGUACGAUUUGCAACGCGCAUGUAGUUCAUGCUGAUUCGAGUGAUCUUGGAGCUCUAGACGAAAGAUGCACCAAACUUGCAGAACUAGCAGCUACAGCCGUUGAUUUCCCGAAAACCGGUAAGAUCGUUACUAUGCCACCUCAGCUUAAACCAAAGCUAUACCCGGACUUCAUGGGCAAAGAGAAAUUCCAAAGUUAUAAAUCCGACAAAAUACUCGGGAAACUCUAUCGCCAAAUAAAAGAUUGUUACAACACUGAUGUCACAUCAUCUCCCGAGCUUCAAAUCCAACCGUCAGACAUACUAUAUGAUAAAGAUCUCGAGGUUCAUGAGGCUGGAACCUUUAUAAAUGAUGCUUGGGGGUGUAAGUUGUCAUAUGACCGACAAUUAAAUGGGCUUCUUGGACAGUAUAAGGUGGCCCGAGAAGAAGAAAUUGUCACGGGUCACAUUUCAUCAAUGCCCAAACACGGUAGCAAGAAGCAAGGUGAAAUGAAGGAAAGAAUCAAGCAUGCAUAUAGUGCAUUGAGGAAGGAGUUUAGGAGGGUGUUUGACCAUCUGGGUCCCAAUUUUGAAGAGAUCUCUGAAGAAGAGAGAAACCUGAUGUAUGAAAGAAAGGCAUCAGCUUGGUACCAUGUUACGUAUCAUCCUACUUGGGUAAAGAAAUCAUUGGAUUUGCAAGAACCUGACAGAGACGGCGAAAUGCUAAAUUUGAGUUUUCCAUGGAUUGCUGCGGAUUAUCUUGCUCGAAUUAAGAUCAAGUGUCGAGGAACUGGAGACAGAAAAUCCCAGAAGCCCAUUAAUUCGCUUGGAUGGUACCUUGCUGAUCGGAUGUGAUCGUUUCUUGUUUAAUAUUUGAAGCUUUUGGCUGCAUGGCCACUCUGCCAAUUCUUGAGGUUUUAUCUCAUUAUGUAUCAUGACUAAGACAUAUAACAUAUGCUCUGUAAACUAAAGUGCCAUUGGUAUGAUAGAGCUGGUUAUUUUCUUUAAACACUUCUUUUGGAACUAAACUAAGCAUUUAGUUCCCAGCUUCUAAUUUGGAAUUUUUGUGUUUGUUGA
Erigeron canadensis is the source of this 3938-nucleotide messenger RNA. RefSeq names its product RNA-dependent RNA polymerase 6-like. Gene Ontology annotation, cellular component: nuclear RNA-directed RNA polymerase complex. The coding region runs from base 141 to 3716 and encodes 1191 amino acids. Gene Ontology annotation, molecular function: RNA-directed RNA polymerase activity. The transcript has 3 exons. The record is from RefSeq and is a predicted model, not a curated record. Gene Ontology annotation, biological process: siRNA processing. NCBI's taxonomy places the organism in Eukaryota, Viridiplantae, Streptophyta, Magnoliopsida, Asterales, Asteraceae.